GGACUUGUGCUCAGCGAGCGUGAACCUCAUGCGAAGAUAUUGAGAAUUCUCCGGACAUUCGAACGCAAACGAGAAGAGGAAUGGCCACGCUGUGUCGUCUGAAGCUGGGCUCAUGGAUGGGUCAAGCCUGUCGUCUUCACACCAGCAGCAGCGUCUCUGCCAAGCUGCACUACAAGAUGCUGGUGCUGGGAGGAGGAAGUGGAGGGAUCGCCAUGAGUGCACGCAUGAAGAGGAUGCUGGGAGCUGAGAAUGUGGCUGUUGUGGAGCCUAGUGAGAUGCACUAUUAUCAGCCAAUUUGGACUCUAGUUGGCGCUGGUGCGAAAUCUGUCAACUCCUCAGGACGACUCACAGAAAGUGUCAUGCCAUCAGGAGUGAAGUUAGUGAAAUCCAAAGUCCAGGAAAUAAAUCCUGAAAAGAAUGUGGUCCGCACAGACGACGGGGCAGAGAUAUCCUAUGAGUACUUGAUCGUAGCUCUUGGCCUGCAGCUGCAUUUUGAGAAGAUCAAAGGGCUACCAGAGGGAUUCGAUCACCCAAAGAUCGGGUCAAACUACUCUGUCCAAACAGUGGGGAAGACAUGGAAGGCACUGCAGGAAUUCAAAGAAGGAAACGCUUUGUUCACAUUCCCAAACACACCGAUAAAAUGUCCUGGGGCUCCUCAGAAAAUAAUGUAUCUCACUGAUGCCUAUCUCAGAAAGACAGGGAAAAGGUCGAAGGCCAACAUCAAAUACUUCUCAUCGCUGCCUGUGAUUUUCUCAGUCAAGAAAUAUGCUGACUCAUUGUGGGAAAUCGUGAAAAAACGUGACUUGGAGGUGAACUUGCGUCACGACUUGAUAGAAGUGCGAGCGGACAAGCAGGAAGCUGUGUUUACAAAUCUGGACAAACCAGGUGAAACCAAAGUGGUGGAGUACGAGAUGCUCCACGUCACGCCGCCCAUGGGGCCGAACUCAGCUGUGAAGAACAGCCUGCUGGCGGAUGAGGUCGGGUGGCUGGAUGUCAACAAGGAAACACUUCAGCAUAAGAAAUAUCCAAACGUCUUUGGCAUCGGCGACUGCACCAACCUGCCCACACCAAAAACAGCUGCAGCUGUCGCUGCACAGUCUGCUGUCCUGCAGAGAACCAUUAAACAAGUCCUGAAGAAGGAGAAGCCUGACCAGAAGUAUGACGGCUACACGUCCUGCCCGCUGGUGACAAGCUACAACACAGUGAUUAUGGCCGAGUUUGACUACAGUUUUCAACCUCUGGAGACGUUCCCCAUCGACCAGGGGAAGGAGAGAAGACUGAUGUACCACAUGAAGGCCGAUGUGAUGCCUCACCUCUACUGGCACGGCCUCCUCAGGGGUCUGUGGGGAGGACCAGGUCCUUACAGAAAACUGAUGCAUCUCGGAAUGAAAUGAAACGUUUCAGUCAGUUUCUUUGGGAUUUGUAGUGCACGACGAAGUUGUGAGUGGGUGAAAAAUUGGAAGCUUCUGGAAAGUUAACCAGAGACACCUCAAUUAUGAGAUCAUAUUGCUUGCUUUGUAUCAAAUUCAGAUACUAGUUGGUGCUUGUAAAACAUGGCGUUAAUAUCGUCACCAGUUGUAGGCGUAUCAUUGCGUAGGAAUCAGUAACCUACAGCUUGCAAGCAAGAUGAAUCUGCCUCUUGAAUAAAUCUUAGCUGGCAUUUUGCAGAAUAAUGAAUGCAUACUUUUGCUGAGAUUUAAGUGAAAAAAUGAAAAACAAAAUACAGAAAUCACAAAAAACAUGCAAAUAAACAAAAUAAAUCUACAUUUCAUCAAUACAUUUUCAACCACAGCUGCACUGAAAAGUGUGAAUCAUAUUUCACUACAUGUUGACAAAAAAUAGCUGAAGACUCAGGUGUAGGAGGUGAAAUCCCAGUGUAAAUGGGCCGUAUGCUGCAAAUUGCUGGGGAAACCCUGAUUACAUUUUAAAAUAUGUGAGUUUUUUUGGGGGGUGCUCUGUCAGUCAAAAAUGUUCCUGGCCCCAGUUUGAAUGUGAACAAAGUUGUGCAAUGAAUGAUUCUUUUCUAACUGACUGUGAUUAUUAUUUUUUUUUUUUUUUGUGACUUGAAAAUGUAUGCUCUCCGUCCAAUUUGCAAAUUCCUUCAUGCUGCAACCAUGAUUAACAUUUAUAAAACUGACUUACCUUGAAUGAAAAGCUGAAUUGUUUGCUAAGAGUAACACAGUGCAUGUGAAAUAAACUGGUUUUGUAUCA
Molecule: messenger RNA, 2211 nt
Organism: Synchiropus splendidus (mandarinfish)
Lineage: Eukaryota; Metazoa; Chordata; Actinopteri; Syngnathiformes; Callionymidae
Product: sulfide:quinone oxidoreductase, mitochondrial-like
Exons: 10
Coding region: 81-1394 (437 amino acids)
Cellular component (GO): mitochondrion
Molecular function (GO): sulfide:quinone oxidoreductase activity; FAD binding
Source: RefSeq, a predicted model, not a curated record